UUGCAAAACUUAGAUUGAGGUAUCGCAUUAAAUUCAUGUACCACAACCUAACCACUUAACAUAAAUCGACCCACCAACUAUACACAUUGAAACAUCAACAAUAAUGACAACUCAUAUAGUUAAUGUAUGAUAUACAUCUCUCUAAGAGACUAUUCUAUAUCACCAAUUUGAUCUAAUUUCCAUGGCUUCUUCUCUCAAAAUCAGCAGUCUUCCAUACCAGAGGCUUUCUCUAGAAGAUGAUGUCUUGGAAGAAACAACAACAAGACCCUCAUCAUCAUCAUAUCCUCACAGGUUCAAGAGAGUGCUGUCACUGAGAGGAAGGAGGAGGAUUAGAAUUAGAGUUAAGAUCCGGAGACUUAGGGGAUUUGUGAGGAAGAAAGCGAGUAAGGUUAAAAUUGGAGUUUUAAAGAUAUUGAAGAGGUUGAAGGAGAGUCAAUCUCACUUUGGUGAUCUAUUUGCUGGUAAUUACCUUUUCAUGCAAGUUAAUCCUUCUUCUCUUAACACUAAGUACGUCUUUGACAGAUCUUUUCAAGUUCAAAAUGGUAACUUAAACUCUAAAGUAUCUCUUCCUAGAGUUCUUAUGUAAAGAAGACGUGUGAAAGAAAAAAAGCAUCAAUUAUAUAUAUAUCCAUUUCGAGUUUAAGAGACUAUGGUUAAUUGGUUAUGAGUUAUGAUUCUCUAUUUUUCUAAUUACAUUUGGCUAUGUGUCUUGUUUGUAACUAUUUCAAGGAGAAAGUAAAGCAAAAAAAACUUAUAUCUAAUGGAAAGCAGUUAAAAUCUAUACAUGUUUAAUUUUUAUUG
Raphanus sativus (radish) is the source of this 801-nucleotide messenger RNA. RefSeq lists its product as uncharacterized. The record is from RefSeq and is a predicted model, not a curated record. Bases 182 to 586 code for a protein of 134 amino acids. NCBI's taxonomy places the organism in Eukaryota, Viridiplantae, Streptophyta, Magnoliopsida, Brassicales, Brassicaceae. The transcript is spliced from 2 exons.